This is a messenger RNA of Oreochromis niloticus (Nile tilapia), 1446 nucleotides long. RefSeq names its product ChaC, cation transport regulator homolog 1 (E. coli) (gene chac1). The transcript is spliced from 3 exons. Gene Ontology annotation, cellular component: cytoplasm. The record is from RefSeq and is a predicted model, not a curated record. Gene Ontology annotation, biological process: glutathione catabolic process. Bases 493 to 1083 code for a protein of 196 amino acids. Lineage: Eukaryota; Metazoa; Chordata; Actinopteri; Cichliformes; Cichlidae. Gene Ontology annotation, molecular function: glutathione specific gamma-glutamylcyclotransferase activity.
CCCUGCUUCGCCAUGUUAUCGAGGAAACGCGUCAGACUAGAGGUACAUCUUGGUGGGUAUAUUAAUACCAUCUGGGCGUUAAAAGCGGUAACAUCUGUGAAUCCUCGAUCCUUUAAUUCGUUUUUUUGUUUUAAACCAACCAUCACCAGCCGGCAAGCAGCUGGCAAAAGCGGGUUUUGUCUUUUUUCGACAUUGAGCUAAGGGCCAAAGCGGCUGCCAUGGAUUUUUAAGGCAUAAUGCGGCACCUCUAAUGCAAUGGCAAUGCACAGUGCAAGGCAAAACAAACAGCGAAAUUCCAUCUUCGCAACUGCCAAGCAGUUGGGCUCAAAUACCGUCCGCGGUAUACCUGCGAGCCAACCGGUACCUCUGCUCCUGGACCGACGGAAGCUAACGCUAGCUAGCUAGUCAUCUUAGCUGGUUUAAAACAAAUUAGUCAGAAAAAAAGAUCCAUUCAUUCAUUUGAACGUCGUCAAAACUAACGAUCCAAAAACAAUGAAGCCUCAAGAUAUCAUCGCCGGGAAGACCAGCCUGUGGAUCUUCGGGUACGGGUCACUGGUGUGGAAGCCUGACUUCAAAUAUAAGAGGAGCAAGGUCGGUUACAUUCAAGGCUACAAGAGACGCUUCUGGCACGGAGACAACUUCCAUCGUGGGAACGAUGAGUUGCCCGGAAGAGUGGUGACGCUGAUCGAAGAUGAUGACGAGACCACUUGGGGUGUGGCGUUUGAGGUGGCAGGCUCACAGUUGGAGGAGUCCCUGAAGUACCUCAAUGUGCGAGAGACUGUCUGCGGUGGCUACAUGACCAAAAUGGUGGAUUUCUUCCCUGAGGGGGAGGAACAGCCUUCGGUUCAGGCGCUGGUUUACAUCGCCACCUCCGACAACCCUCUCUACCUGGGCCCGGCCACCUCGGAGGAGAUCGGCGCCCAGAUCGCAAUGUCCAGAGGGAAGACGGGCCACAACCUGGAGUACCUGUUCCGGCUUGCGGAGUUCAUGAGGAGGAGUUGCCCACAUGUGGAGGACCAUCACCUGUUCUCCAUCGAGGCCGCAGCAUUGACCAUGGUGUCUUACCUGUUAGCAGCACAGUAGCUCGUACCCUUUGUUUCACUAGCAUGUAAUGGAAAGAAUACACUACACAUGAGGCUUUGUUCUGCCAUGUUCUACCUGUUUUACAUUCUGUAGCUUGGCAUCCCCAUCACCAUCCAUUGUACUUAAAAAUGUGGAAAAAAGAAGGGUAGCUUAAUACAAUCCCUACAAUGUUCACUGUAAACACUUGUUUUUCUUCACUAACGGUUUUGAUUUGUACGGUGCAACUUCCGUCCAAUUCAGAAGGUACUGCUGUCACUCAUAGUUGAGUGCGUUGAUGUGUCAAAGAAUAAAUCUGACUCUGAAAAGUUGCUUGUGACAACUGAGUGUCAAGUUAAAUAAAUACCAAUUUAAAAAAGUGGAAAA